AUGACAGAGGCCAGCAUCCUCUUCCUCCGUGCCUGCCUCACACUGCUUGCCAUGCCCAUCUACCUACUUUCGUUCCUGGGCAUAUGGGAGCCUUUCUGUAAGAAGGUAUUUUUUCCUUUCUUCUUAGAGAAGAUUUCUGCAAUUCACGAACGGAAAGCAAAGAAGCAGAAGCAGGAGCUAUUUCGUAAUCUACCUGACUUCACCAGCCCCUCAGGAGAGCUGAGGCUGUUGGAGAUCGGGACCGGCAACGGUGCUAACUUCCAGUUCUACCCACCGGGCUGCAAAGUCACGUGCACUGACAUAAACCCCAACUUCCAGCAAGGCCUUUCGAGGAGCAUGAACAAGAACCAGCAUGUCCACUACGAGCAAUUUCUAGUAGCUGCAGGAGAAGACCUGCACCAGGUGCCCAGUGGUUCCAUGGAUGCCGUCAUCUGCACCUUGGUCCUCUGCUCCGUGCACAGCGUGAACGACACCCUGAAGGAGGUACUGCGAGUGCUCAGGCCAGGAGGUGCUUUCUAUUUCUUGGAGCACGUGGCCGCUGAUCGUUCCAGCUGGAAGUAUUUUUGGCAGCAGAUCUGCUAUCCGACUUGGAAACUCGUCUUUGCUGGGUGCUGCCUAACGAGAGAGAUAUGGAAGAAUCUCGAACAGGCCAACUUCUCGGAGCUGAGCUUACAACACAUCAGCAUAAUGCUGCCCUGGACGCCCAUUCAGCCUCACAUCAUCGGGUUUGCUGUGAAGUAA
This is a messenger RNA of Balearica regulorum gibbericeps (East African grey crowned-crane), 741 nucleotides long. RefSeq names its product thiol methyltransferase 1A (gene TMT1A). The record is from RefSeq and is a predicted model, not a curated record. Lineage: Eukaryota; Metazoa; Chordata; Aves; Gruiformes; Gruidae. Gene Ontology annotation, molecular function: S-adenosylmethionine-dependent methyltransferase activity.